UGAGUUGAUUCGGGGCGAGUUUUGAUGUUCAACAGAUUAGAAAGUUACGAAUGAAAUUUUCAAGUAACAGGUUUGAGGUGGAAAUUUAUUUGUGAGGGAACAUUACACCGGUAACCAAGGAAGACAAAUCUCACACUCUGCACGUGUUUUGGAAUUGUGUUGCUUAAAAUGUCUUCCAACAUGCCUCAAUCAAAGAAUUUGACAGAAAGUAUUGCUGAGAAAGUUGAUGAGGAACUUGAUGACUUCCUGAAUGAAAUGAUGAAAAAGUCUAAGAAAACGGCUGAAACUGAAGACAAAAGUAUUGAAGAAAUUAUUGCUGAAUUAGAAACCCAUCCAGCUUUUUUGAAAGAAAUUGAUCCUUCCAAACCCCUUCAUCCAGCUGUUGAAGCUCUGCAGGCCCUGAAGUAUGAAAGUGAAAACCCUUUCAUGAAGGCAGACAGUUUUAAGGAAGAAGGAAAUUAUCUGUUCAAAAAAAGGGACUAUCGUACAGCAGUUGCAAAUUACACUGAAGGGAUCAAGGUUCAAGCACCAGACAGGAUGUUAAAUGCUUCAUUAUAUUGUAAUAGAGCAGCUUCUCAUUAUCAGCUUGGAAACUUUGGUUAUGCUUUAUUUGACUGUGUCAUGGCCUGUAAAUUCAAGGAACAGUAUUUGAAAGCCUUUAUCAGAGGAUCUCAGUGCUGCAUUGAACUGAAGAAAUUCUCAGAUGCUAUUAAAUGGUGUGAAGCUGGUUUGAAAUUUGAACCUGAAAAUGAGAAACUUUCUGCUUUAAAAGAGAAAUCACUAAAGUUAAAGAAAAUCCAAGACCGUGAUUUACGUAAACAACAAUUACAAGAGAGGAAAGCUGAUGUUUUAGAAUCAAAACUGUUUAAUGAAAUCCAUAAACGACAUAUCAAAAUGAAGACUGACAAACAGAAUGGAAAAACUAUUUUAAGUUUAUCAGAUCUGGAAGGAAGUAAUCCAGGUGGUGCCAAAGUUUACCUUGACGAUGCAGGACUUCUCCAUUGGCCAGUUUUGUUUAUGUAUCCAGAAUAUAACCAAAGUGAUUUUAUUGAGAGCUUCAGUGAAAACCAUUGCUUUUCUGACCAUAUUUUGGAAAUGUUUCAAUCUUGUAUGGUUCCUUGGGAUGAAGAACACAAGUAUGUUCCUGAAAACAUUGAGAUCUAUUUUGAAGAAAACAAGACAGAAAGUCUGUUUAGAAUCCCUCCUGAAAAGUCAUUGCUUGAAAUUUUACAACAUGAAAACUUCACAGUUAUUGGCGGCACACCUGCAUUUAUAUUGCUGGUUGCAAAUUCAAAAUUUAAAGGUGAAUUUCUAAAGCAUUACACAUUGAAAUCUUUGUAAAUUAUAAU
Molecule: messenger RNA, 1349 nt
Organism: Octopus sinensis (East Asian common octopus)
Lineage: Eukaryota; Metazoa; Mollusca; Cephalopoda; Octopoda; Octopodidae
Product: tetratricopeptide repeat protein 4
Exons: 12
Coding region: 169-1341 (390 amino acids)
Molecular function (GO): Hsp90 protein binding
Source: RefSeq, a predicted model, not a curated record